Vigna unguiculata (cowpea) is the source of this 2531-nucleotide messenger RNA. RefSeq lists its product as uncharacterized. Gene Ontology annotation, molecular function: GTPase activator activity. NCBI's taxonomy places the organism in Eukaryota, Viridiplantae, Streptophyta, Magnoliopsida, Fabales, Fabaceae. The record is from RefSeq and is a predicted model, not a curated record. Gene Ontology annotation, biological process: positive regulation of GTPase activity.
CUUAUUCUUGUACUUAGUCUUCUUCUUCUUCUUUAUCUUUAUCUUUGGAUUAGAGUUAGACUUGUUCUGUUUCUUUCACAAUUCACUCUACAAUUGCACUCUCUUUCUCGAUCUAUUUAACUAUUUAUCUAUGCUUCUUCUUGUGGUAGCCGAGAAGAAAAAAACCGUGUUCUGUUGUGCUGUAACUUAGUGUGCGCACCCCUGGUGUAGGAAAUGGAGUCUCACACGACUUCUUUCGUGUCCAAGGCGCGCAUCGCGAUCCAUUCCGCUGCUGCGAAGGCGGAGCGUGUUCUGUUGGACUUAAAAACCGAUCGAGAUUCCGAUAAGCAGUUUCACGACGAGUUAGGGAGGCGGCAGGGCGAUGAAUCUGCUCGGAACGAGCACGAGUCCAAGUUUCUCAAUGAACUGAAGCAUAUAAAGUGGAGACCUCCGCAUAUAGGAACAAAGCAGGAUUGGCAAGAUAGAAUAAACAACAUUCGAAAAGGGAGAAAAGAAGUUGAAGUAACAGAUAAAGUUGGCAACAUAAACAUGGCCUCCGCUCCGUUUUAUGAUGAACAUUCGUACAUUCUCAAUGAGCAGAAUGAUCUUAUUGCCAAGGUUGAAGGCUUAGCUGCUGCGACUGAACACCCCAUCCCUCCAUCGUCUGUCCUGAAGCAGUUGGCUAUAGCUUUUGAGGCUGGAAAGAGAACAAACUCAAUGAAAGAUUUUGUAGCUUCAUCAAGAGGUUCAUCACCUGCCAAAGAGAGGGCAGGCUUAAGUCUCUCUUCGAUGAAGGCUUUAGUGUUGCGUGAAAAGGAAGCCAAACUUACCUCUGAGUUCAGUAGUGAUGAAAAAGUUCUGUAUUUGAUUAAUUCAUUGUUUGAUCCAGAGGGAAGGUUCCUUAGAAGGAAGAUCAACUCUGAUCCAGAGGAAACUUCCAUAUCAUCUUUGCCAAGAGAUAUUCAUGGUGCUCCUCCUGAAAGCUUAGUUGCUAAGCUAGCUGAAGUAAUUGGAAACUUCAAGACGCUCCAAGAAAUGGCUCUUUUUUGGUGCAGGGUUGUUGCUGAACUGAGAAAACAUUGGUCCAAAGAGAAAUACUUACCUGGAGUCCCGCAAGAUGACAUUCCAGAUCUGAAAUAUUGUCUUCUGUAUCAAAAAUUUCAAGUAAUUAAUUGUUGCAUUUCUCGGAAAAGGCGCUAUAUUAUUGCCACUGAAUCACUAAAUUCUAUGAUGGUGGAAGCCAAUUUAAAUACAUUAGAACCAGCAAAGUACGCGGACAAUAUUCCUGCAAUCCCUUUAUUACAUGCAAGGUUAAGAACUGGAGAGCUUGUUCUUCGACUUGGGGCUGAUUGCCCAUCUGGAGAUCUGAUGUUACUUGAAACAGGCGAGCCUGCAUUCUCUCCUGUGACCCAGGAGGGACCCUUGCUUACAGAAGAUUUGAUCAAAGAGACAGAGGAGUUUGUGCUCCGGACAGGAAGUGUUGGUGCUGGAUGCUCUCAACUCCUCUCUGACAUGCAGGCUUUCAAGGCUGCAAAUCCUGGUUGCAUUUUGGAAGAUUUUGUGAGAUGGUACUCUCCGCCUGACUGGACUGAAAGUGAGGGAAGUACUGAGGAUAAAGACUCUUCUUAUUGUGGAGAGUCAAUGUCUACCAAAGGUCAACUAAGUCUACGUAUGCAAAAGGAAGGUAAUUUGUGGCGUGAAUUAUGGGAAACGUCUAAACCAGUUCCAGCUGUUAAACAGGCACCUCUCUAUGAUGAGGAUUUGGCAGUGGAGGGUAUUCUAGAUGCAUUUGAAGACAUCCCACCUUCGGAGCUUUUUGAACAACUGUUUGUUUCUCUUCUCGGUUCAGGAUUUGCAAUUGCUGAAAAUAUGCUAUCUGGUGAUCUUGACAUUUCAAAAUCGUUAAAUGACUGCAAGGACUACAUAGUUACCGCUUGUCAAAGCAACAGAUUCGAUGAGAAACUCGACGAGCUUAUUCAGAUGUAUGAAAUGGUGGAGAAAAUGAUGGUGAAUCCAGACGAGGCAGUGAAGAUAGUGAAGAUGAUGGAAGAAUCAAGUAUGAGUGGUAGUGUACCAAAACGGCGGAUGUCUACUGGUGAACCAAAGCAGCGGUUAAAGCAACUUAGCCAUAUGUUUGGUGGCAAAGAUAAAGCAUCGAGCAAGUCUGUCUGGAAAGAAGAGGUAACCGAUGAAAUAAAACUGGUUCGACAUUCUUUCUCAAGUUUCUUUGACAACAGCAAGUCAUCUUUAUUUUCAAAAAAGCCUCCUAAGCCUGGAAACCUAUACCUUGUCGAAAGUGAUUGGACAGUUAUUUAGACCAAGUUCACCUUUUCUUCUUUUCUCCACCCUUUCCUCCUGCCGGAUAACUGUACAUUAAUUAAUUUAUUCUUUUUCCAUGUCUUCAUUAGUAAAUAGUAAAUUUUAAUGUAUUAUGAAAUGCCCCAAUUAUACCCACACUCAAUUUCUUGUUCAGUUUUGCUUCUUGGGUUGGGCUUGUACACGGAUGAUCAGUCAAAAUAAUGAAAGUGUUUAUUCAUUGUUGCAUCUGCAAA